AGAAGAGUUAUGAGAAACCGAUAAAGAAAGAGAGAGAGAGAGAGAGAGGGAACAACAGCUGAUGCAGAUCUGGAGAACUGGUCAACUGUACUGCACCAGCAGAUGCUGCAGAAAAUAAAAUAUAGAGGAGAAAAGAAGAAGAAAUAUGAAAAGAUGGAGAGAAAUUGCUGAAAUGCUGCUGGUCAUAUAGACAACAUCCAUAACUGGGGUGGCUUUCUCCACAAGCAGCAGCAUUGAACUUGGACUUGAACUACUUGAGCUGUAAAGGUCUGGAGAUGCGGGUCAUUGUGGGUGUGGUGUGUCUGUGCCAGUGUGUAAUUGGUCAGCUGCUGGAGGCCAAGGCAAAGGGAUCUCAACCUCGCUUUAUCUGCAGCAUCCCAGGACUGGCAGGGCCACCAGGGAAGCCAGGUUCUCCCGGGCCCUCAGGGGCCGACGGCCAUGUCGGAAUUCCAGGAAGAGAUGGCAGGGAUGGGAGGAAGGGAGAAAAAGGAGAGAAGGGAGAUACAGGCAUUAAAGGAAGAGUGGGGCCAACGGGUAAACUCGGCGAGCGUGGAGAGAGAGGACCCAUAGGGAAGCGAGGUCCGGAGGGUGAUGCUGGAGACUCAGGACCCCCGGGACCACCAGGGUCACCAGGAGAGCGAGGAAAGAAGGGUCAACGGGGACCACGGGGCACCCCAGGCACGUGCCUCUGUGGCAGCCUGGUGCCCAAAUCAGCCUUUUCUGUGGGCAUCACCAGCAGCUACCCAGCUGAGCAGUCACCAAUCAAAUUCAACAAGGUCCUUUUCGAUGAAGGUGGGCACUACAACCCGCAGACUGGCAAAUUCAUCUGCGCAUACCCAGGAGUCUACUACUUCUCCUAUGACAUCACACUAGCUGAUAAGCACCUGGCCAUCGGCCUAGUGCGGAAUGGAGAGUUCCGUAUAAAGACUUUUGAUGCCAACACCGGGAACCAUGACGUGGCUUCUGGAUCCACAGUGAUGUACCUCAACCCAGAGGAUGAAGUGUGGCUAGAGAUCUUUUAUAAGGAUCAGAACGGUCUGUUUACUGAUCCUGGAUGGGCGGACAGUCUCUUUUCAGGGUUUUUGCUCUAUGCAGAUACUAAUUACCUAGAUACAUUGUCAGAGGAUUACACUUAGACGUAAAUAAUGAAGCAUUCAUUAGAGAGAUGUUUCUCAACCCUGGGCUUGGAAGAUCACUGCCCUUCACUUUAUAGUGUUUACUCUGCUUCCAGCACACCUGAUACAACUAAUUAGCUCAUUAAAAGUGUAAGGAUUGGCCCCUGGUCAGGGCCCCCUCCAGCCACCAGAGGGGGGCCUCGAGUAACACCGUCACUUGGGUCUGUUUACUAUCUGAUUCAGAGGGCUCACUUACUAGAGCGAGCCCAACCACUACAAAAAGCCUAAGACUUAUUCAGUAAAACAGUGGAAAAACACUAAACUGUUCCGGGCAAUGUACCUUUAGGACCAGGGCUGAAAAACACUUCCAUGCACAGAAUUAGGCUUUUCCCAACUAUAUCUUGCCACAGUGUAUGUAAUUUAUAGUAAAUUGUGACAGACAAGUGUCUGUACCAUUAUUUUUCCAUGUCCCAAAAGGAUUUACAAGUGUUUACAGUAAUAAUUUUAGACUAAGGAUAAGCUUAAUGUGGUGUUAGCAGACCUGGACCCAUGUAACACAACAUGUACCAAGUUGGAGUUUCUAGUCUUACAGUUAUUUAGCCCAGAAACACUGUGUAUAUGCAAUGCAUUUUCUUGUUCAGUACAGUGUCAUGGUCUAGUAUGUGGUGCUUUUAUAUAUAUUUCUUAAGAUAAGGUAACUAAUGUACAAUUUAAUUAUGAAAAUAUUAUAUAAUGUCUACAUUACUGUAAUUGAAUCUGAUGGUGGAACAUAUAUUUUGUAUUUAUUGUAACAGUUGUAUCAACACAUUGGUACAUAAGAUACUUUUGUAAAUAUAUAUAUAUAUAUUUAUACAUUAUACAUAUAUAAUACAGUCUAUAAAAACUUUGUACAGUCUAUAAAAAAAUUACAUUGUUUUUACUGCUCUGUUCAUUGGAUCUGAAACCGAACAAUGUUUAGUCCCUUGAAUGCAGUUUUGACAGUUUUCAGAUAGUACUGUUCCGGAGGCUUAGGAUGCAGGGCUGAGUCUUGGCUGUGUGAACUGUGAUGUAUUAGCUUGCAUCAUUAGCUUAUUCAUAAGAGUCCUAAAGUCUAGGUGUCACAUCAUUUGAAGUCUCAUCAUUUGUUUUUCUUUUCUGCAAAGAAAAAGUGUAAAUGUCAGUAACACAGUCUGUCAUGAGGAUAAACCAACUACAGAGAUACACACAUUACGGAGGAGUUAAUAAAUAACCAUUUUAAGUGUGUAGAUAUAAUA
Molecule: messenger RNA, 2368 nt
Organism: Astyanax mexicanus (Mexican tetra)
Lineage: Eukaryota; Metazoa; Chordata; Actinopteri; Characiformes; Acestrorhamphidae
Product: complement C1q tumor necrosis factor-related protein 7
Exons: 3
Coding region: 276-1136 (286 amino acids)
Molecular function (GO): protein binding
Source: RefSeq, a predicted model, not a curated record